AUGGUGGUGGCUCUGCGCGAACAGGCGCCCAAAAAGUCGCGCCUCUCGCUGUUUCGUCUGGGCAAGUCAACCAAGUCCACCGCACCUCGGCAAGACGCCUCUACGCCGCGCUCGUUCCCGGACGCACCUUCCGUCCCACGCACAUCCCAAAGCGAUGGCGCGCGGUCGGCACGUCAGACUGCAAGCGAAGGUGCGGCGCCCGUGAUUGCGGUGCACUACCAGUACCCGACGUCGACCAACCUGCCAGGCGGGUACGAUUGGCCUGCUACGCUCGAGAGUGAUGUGGACGAUCGCCGACGCACGCGGGCCGACUCGCUGCCGAUGCAGACCAUGUUUGCGCAGCGAGAGGCGCGCACGGGAAAGCACUCGCGCCAACGAUCGCACUUUAGCAUCCCGGAUGUGAUUGUGACGUCGUGCGAUGAUGACGAGCAGCAUGUCGUCGAGCUGCAUGUGCCGCCCAACAAACGACGCAGCUAUGUCCUGCGCGACACCGACGCUCCCCCGCGCAACAAACCCAGUGGCCCACACCCGCGCCGACCCGAACCGCUCAUCCGCUUCGACUCGGACGAGAUGCGUGGUAUGACGCGCACCUCCUCCGUACCCAGCCUCACCUCGCCUGUCGCCGAAAGCAAUGCGUCGACCCCGACGUCGUCGGCCAGCUCGAGUCUGUCCAAGGGAUCCGGGAAACGCAUGCGCAAGGCAUCCUUCCCGUCGCUCUUCAGUCGCAAGAGCCUCGAUUCGUCGCGCGUCGAAGAACCCUUGCCCCUCACCCCCGUCACGCCCAGCUCGGCACCCGCUGCACCCGGUGCGUUCGAUAGACGUCAACCCGACGGUUUGCUUUUCUCGGCCCACUCGGGUGCAACCCCGCUGCCCUCUCCGCCUGCAACGCCUACAUCGCCACUGCCAAAGCUGAGCAAAAAGGAGCUCAAGGCGCGGCAGAAGCACGAGCUCGCACUCAUUCGUCAAGUCGAACGUGUCGAUAGGCUCGUCAAGCAACACGAUUCAAAGGCACGCAAGGCGCAGGAGAAACACGAGGCGAAGCAGCGCAAGCGCCAAGAGAAGCUCGCGCACGCCAAUGCCGAGUUCCACCCAGCACCAGCAGCAACUCCGGCUACAGCGGGCAGGACGAUCUUUCAGGCAGCAACGCGCGCGGCUCCUGGGCUGGGGCGGAGGAGCAGUGCGAGAGGGUUUGCAGCUGAGAGACGCGGGUCGGAACCCACGAUCCCCACGGCGAGCGUAGAGCCACGCGCUGCAGCGACGCCGUUCAGCAUGGAUUUGCCGUCGGCUGCGAGGAUGCCGUUUGCCGAGCCUAGGGCUGCACCCAAGCCAGCAUUCGCGGCGGCGUACAAGCCGCUCAAGGCGCCGCUGGGCAUGGUGCCGACAGGACAGAGUGUGUCGCCCCCCAGACCCCUGCGUCCUGCUCCACCCCCGCCGGCGCCGGUGCAAGACGAGCCGCGACACCGACAGGCAAGCUGGGACGAUCUGGCAUUUGCCGCGCCGCUGCCGAGCUUGAUCCCUGCAUCGACCGAGGUCAUCAGCGCAGGCGGGGAGGAGACGGACAGUGUGGUGGAGCUCGACGAGGCGGCGCGGCGCGCACGGCGCGCGAGCGUACAGCGCGUACUGGCACUAUCCGACGAGGGUGGGCGACUGCACAAGCGCAAUUCGCUGCGCAAGCGCACCUCGAUCCAGACACUCAAGCGACGCUCCGAGGACGACUUUGCCAAGGUGGACAAGCGCAGUAGCCUCAUCCCGCGCGUGGGUGCCGACGAGGGCUGGAUCCUCGAAGAUGCUGCUGCCGACGAUAGCACGGCUGUUCAGGUGGAUGCACGCGAGUGGAUCGAAGACGACCGCGACUCGCACGGCCUGCUUCAGCACCAAGGCGAGGUCGACCGAGUCUUGGCCGACCUCCAUGCUGCCCAGGAGGAUCAUUUGCGCCGACGGGAGGCGACAUCCCGAGUGGCAGAUUCGCCUCCAAGACCCACAAGGUCCACACGCAGACAGGAACCGCGCAGCGAGUCGAUCGAUUCCUCCGACUCGUCCGGUACUGCCAUCACCACUGAAAGCGCAUCCAAAGACAUCGUCUGCUUCUCCAGACCCUUUUCACCCCACGCCUUGGAGACCGACAAGGAGAACGCGGGCGAUACUGCCUUCAAACUCGAACUCGCCCUCUCCCCGCUACAGCCCCUCGACAUUUUCACCACAAGCGCGCAUGUCUAG
Molecule: messenger RNA, 2217 nt
Organism: Moesziomyces antarcticus
Lineage: Eukaryota; Fungi; Basidiomycota; Ustilaginomycetes; Ustilaginales; Ustilaginaceae
Exons: 1
Coding region: 1-2217 (738 amino acids)
Source: RefSeq, a predicted model, not a curated record